Molecule: messenger RNA, 2226 nt
Organism: Pyrus x bretschneideri (Chinese white pear)
Lineage: Eukaryota; Viridiplantae; Streptophyta; Magnoliopsida; Rosales; Rosaceae
Product: monocopper oxidase-like protein SKS1
Cellular component (GO): plasma membrane
Molecular function (GO): copper ion binding; oxidoreductase activity
Source: RefSeq, a predicted model, not a curated record
AACCUCCGUUUCCGCUCUCUCCUCUCUUUCUCUCUACUUUCUCUCUCCUCCUCUGAUAUGUAAGGGAAACUCGCCGAAUCCCAGAAACUUCGACUUUGAUUUCGUAGACUUCGUAGUUAAGGAUCCCCAUGGCGGCUCUGUCGAGGUUCUCUCUGUUUACUCUGUUUUCUCUUACCUGCAUUGCUCUGCUCUCAACUCUCUGUUCUGCUGGAGACCCCUACGUCUUCUACGACUGCGUCUCUUACAUCACCGCCUCCCCUCUCGGCGUUUCUCAGCAGGUUAUAGCAGUUAAUGGGAAGUUUCCAGGUCCUCCUAUCAAUGCUACUACAAAUAACAAUGUUGUUGUUAAUGUACACAAUGAAUUGGACGAAAAUCUCCUGAUGACAUGGUCUGGGAUUCAAAUGCGGCGGAAUUCAUGGCAGGAUGGUGUUCUUGGCACAAAUUGUCCGAUCCCUCCUUCAUGGAAUUGGACUUAUCAGUUUCAAGUUAAGGACCAGAUCGGGAGCUUCUUCUAUUUCCCAUCUCUUAAUUUGCAGAGAGCAUCUGGAGGUUUUGGCUCCUUUCAUAUUAAUAACAGGGCAGAAAUUAAUGUUCCUUUUAAUCUGCCUGCUGGUGAUAUCUUCAUUACUAUCGGUGACUGGUACACACAAAACCAUACGGCACUGAGAACUGCUCUUGAUGCUGGAAAAGACCUUGGGAUGCCAGAUGGAGUUCUUAUCAAUGGAAAGGGACCUUAUCAAUACAAUAAUACUCUAGUACCUGAUGGAAUUCAGUAUGAAACCAUCAAUGUUGAUCCAGGAAAGACAUACAGAAUACGAGUGCACAACGUUGGUAUUUCAACAAGUUUGAACUUUAGAAUUCAGAAUCACAAUCUGGUUUUAGCUGAAACAGAGGGAUAUUAUACAAUGCAACAAAACUAUACGAACUUAGACAUUCAUGUUGGACAGUCAUAUUCAUUUCUUAUUACCAUGGAUCAGAAUGCCAGUAGUGAUUACUACAUCGUUGCAAGUGCGAGGUUUGUAAAUGAAUCACUUUGGCAAAGAGUUACUGGUGUUGCUGUCUUGCACUAUUCCAACUCUAAAGGACCAGCAAGUGGUCCUCUCCCUGACCCUCCCAACGAUUUUUAUGACAAGACAUGGUCGAUGAACCAGGCAUUGUCUAUCAGGCAAAAUGGAUCUGCAAGUGGAGCUCGCCCUAAUCCUCAGGGAUCAUUUCACUAUGGUCAAAUUAAUGUCACUGAUUUAUACGUGAUAAAGACUGUGCCACCACAGAUAAUUGGUGGGAAACUGCGAGCUACGCUGAAUGGCAUCUCAUUUGCCAACCUUACUACACCAAUUAGGCUUGCAGAUAAGAACAAUGUUAGAGGAGCCUAUAAGCUUGAUUUCCCCAAUAAGCCACUUAAUAGAACCCCCCGAACAGACAUAUCUGUCAUCAAUGCCACAUAUAAGGGUUUUAUUGAAAUCGUUUUCCAGAACAAUAACACCGCAGUGCAGAGUUUUCAUUUGGAUGGAUAUUCCUUUUUUUUGGUUGGGAUGGGUUUUGGUGAUUGGACUGAAAACAGCAGAAGUGCAUAUAAUAAGUGGGAUGCAAUUACUCGAAGCACUACACAGGUUUUCCCAGGCGCAUGGACAGCAGUGCUUGUCUCGCUUGACAAUCCCGGAGUGUGGAAUCUUAGAACUCAAAACCUUGAUAGAUGGUACCUUGGCCAAGAGACAUAUCUGAGAAUCGUUAAUCCAGAGGAGAGCGGUGAAACAGAGUUUGGUGUGCCCAAUAAUGUUCUGUAUUGUGGUGCCUUAGCCAGCAGGCAGCAGGAACAGAAGCAUUCUUCUGCAACAUCAAUUUCCAGGGGAAGUUCGAGGCUGCUCAUCUCUCUGCUGGUGGCAUUCUUCACUUUGGUUUGUACUUUUAGAUGAUGAGUUAGUUAAUGGUGACGGUUGAUUCCGAGCAGUGGCGGCUUUUCGUGCUGAAUUGCUGGGUUGGUUGAAAUACAGAUGGUAGUUUUAGGUGUGCAAAUCAAAGUGUGAUGGUGGUACAUUUCGGGUUUUGGGUGGUUUUAGUGACAGAAGAUAAAUGCUUGUUUCUUCCUUUUUCUGUGGCGAUACUUCCCAUACCAUAGCGUUGUAAUAGGUCAUUCUGUAUCCAACAUUCUUUUGUGCGUUCUUGAAAUUAUGUGUACUCAUGAAUUGAAGUCUCAUGAUGUAUACCAUUUGACUUCAUUUUUCUCAA